AUGUUUUUAAAUUUGUAUCGCUACAUAGUAAAUAUUUUUGUCCUGGAUGUUUUUAACAAGGAUUUUUCAUCUGCUGACAAUAAGCUCAAAAAAAUAAUGAAUAAUCACAAAUCGCAUCAGCCAAUUGAUAUGCCAAAUAGGGUUCAUAUACUUACCAACAUGUUCAACAAAUGUUUAAACGUAUGUGCACCUCUGGUCACGAAAGAGGUGAAGAGACCUUUUGCCCCUUGGCUAACUGAUACAUCCGCGCGUUAUAUGAAGCGAAAAAACAUCGCUCAGAGACUAGAAGAGUGCCAGGGUGCAAUAGUGCGGCCACGUGGACAGACCCUUAAUAUCUUCCUGACACAGGAAGAAAUGCUAGAAAAAAUAUGCCAUAACUUUCUGUUGCAUUUGCACAACACGAAUGACCUGAAGUGGGAUUUGGAAGAGGGUUAUGUCGGGUCACGCGAGCGGCGGGUCACGCAGUUCGGGUUUCAUAUCAACACCUAUUGUGGAUACAUGUCGCUUCUGAACGACUGGUGCGACGACUGGGAGGUGUUCUACGCGAGGCAACUUGACAACCAGUUCCGGAAAAUCACGAGAGUGUUUGGGAAUCGGGAAGCCAAUGAACUGUGGUCAGAACUGCAACUCAAAAUUCCUUCCUUUUUCGCCAACGUGCACGUCAAACCUUCCCUGCUCCACGGCGACCUCUACUAUGGCAACACUGCGGAGACCAUCGACGGGCCAGUGAUGUUCGACCCCGGUUCCUUGUACGGACACCAUGAGUUCGACUGUGUGAUCUCCACGACUUGUGGGUCCUUCAGCAGUGAAGUCUGGAAAGAAUACUACGAGCGGGUACCAAGGGCCCCAGGCUGGCACCCCAGGCAGAAGCUGUACAAGCUCUUCCACCUCGCCAACCAGUGGAAUCACUUCGGAAGCGAGAGGGCCAGCGUGUGCCUGCGAGAACUGAGGGAGCUGUGCCACUUGGGGGAAUCGCGGUCAGAGCCAGUGCCAGCGGGUAUUGUUCAGCCAGUGCCACCUCCGCCGUCGUCAUAAAACCUCCCUUUCAAUAGAGUCCCCUCCAUUACCAUUGCUAAGUGUGUUUGUGCGAAGACCCCGGGUUUCAUUGAGUCUCCCGCUCGUAUUGUUAAGAUUGGAAGCUCCUUCUCGGUAUCGCGGGAGACAGACACACGGGAGAGGCACCUGUUCUCGACGAGGAAUCGGGUUCUGGUUAAUUAUAAUGAUUAUAGAUGAUGGUGAAAAAGGUGUUAUUGAUGCUGAGGAAAUGUCAAGAUGUUUGUUCAUUUGAUGGUGAUGAUAGGAAAAUGUACUUGGGAAAUGUUAAAGCAGUUAUUAGUUUUAUAAUACUGAUGGUAAAGGAGUACUGAGGAAAUGUCAAAACGUUUCUUAUUUGGUAAUAAUAGAAAAAAUUGUACUUA
Penaeus vannamei (Pacific white shrimp) is the source of this 1418-nucleotide messenger RNA. NCBI's taxonomy places the organism in Eukaryota, Metazoa, Arthropoda, Malacostraca, Decapoda, Penaeidae. The record is from RefSeq and is a predicted model, not a curated record.